This is a messenger RNA of Penicillium verrucosum, 1014 nucleotides long. RefSeq lists its product as uncharacterized. Lineage: Eukaryota; Fungi; Ascomycota; Eurotiomycetes; Eurotiales; Aspergillaceae. Bases 1 to 1014 code for a protein of 337 amino acids. The transcript has a single exon. The record is from RefSeq and is a predicted model, not a curated record.
AUGGUCAACAUACUAGUGCUAGGAGCCAUUUUUACCGGCCUCAACGGUAUUGGCCUCUGGCAUUCCAUUCCAUUUACUGGAAUCACACCUUCCAACACUUUCUUUUGGCGAGGUCUCAACUCUCUGGAAAUUGUGUAUUCCAUUCACACCUUGCACAAAGUUCACCCUUUGGUGUUCCCCGAUUACGACAAACCCUCGGAUUACGACCUCCUGCAGCAACUUUCACUCGAUGUUAAACAGUACGAGAAAGCCAGGCUGGCCCUGCAAAACUCGGCUAAUGCAGUACCACAACACCUCCACAACACAGAAUCCACAACGACAAUGUUAGACCUGGGUGCCGCGGCGAUGCCCGCCUCGUUCUACUUGAACAAUGGCUCGACAACGGAGCUCAACCACCAACAACCGCAGCAGUUCAACUCAGCCCAGGACCACACGGUGUUUCUCACGUUCAUUUCUAUUCUCAUUUUUGUUAUUCUCGGAAUGCAGAUGAUGGGCUUUACGGUGACGAAAAACACCAAGCAGCACGUCGAGGACCUCCACUACGAUUACAUCAAAGGAAUGAGGGUCAUGCAAGAACAAUUCGGUAUCUUGAUGUUCGAGAUCCAAAAGCUUCAAAUACAACAUGAACAAGUACGGCCUGCUGUCAUUCACCUGGCAGAUUCCAUCGCAAACUCCUCGGCCGACCUCCAAAAUUGUCUGUUGCAUAUUGUUGGUAUGAUGGAUAACAAAUACACAUCCAGCAUGAUUGACAUUGAGUCCAAAUUGGACGAGGUCGGUGAACAACACCUGAAUUUGAUGAAAAAUACUGAAAGUUUCCCGCAGAUUCCGAGACAGUUGGCUUGGCUUAACAUAUUGAUGGCGAAGACCAUGUCUAGCGAUCUACCUGAAGGAUUGCACCCGCCUUUGGAUUUAAGCAAGAGCCCUACCCCCGAGCAGAUGGAUGGAGGUUACAAUCGCAGCUCCCCCCAACUGGGCCCCAAACAGGACAAAUAUGAGAAUUCAUUUAUUAGUUAG